UAUGUCAUGUCUACUCACAGAGUAUUUGCUGUCAAAGUCAAAUUCACGUAAACAUUUUAUUUGCCUACUUAAACAUACAAUACGUAAAAUGUAAGGAGUAAAAGUUUUGUAAAAUGGCUCAAGGGGUAUUGAGCUCGGAUAUUUCUCGAAGGAAUCCUCAGGAUGACUACGAGUUAAUACAAAGAAUUGGGAGUGGAACUUACGGAGAUGUCUAUAAGGCAAAAAGACUGUCUACAAAUGACUUAGCUGCUAUUAAAGUUAUAAAACUGGAGCCUGGAGAUGACUUUGGGAUCAUACAACAGGAGAUACUUAUGAUGAAGGACUGUCGACAUCCUAAUAUAAUAGCUUAUUAUGGUAGUUAUUUGAGACGGGAUAAAUUAUGGAUUUGCAUGGAAUACUGUGGUGGCGGAUCACUACAGGAUAUAUAUCACAUUACAGGACCUUUAGCAGAAAAUCAAAUAGCAUACAUGUGUCGCGAAACAUUAUUAGGCCUUCAGUACCUUCACGGUAUGGGCAAAAUGCAUAGGGACAUCAAGGGAGCUAAUAUAUUAUUGACGGAAAGUGGUGAUGUUAAAUUAGCAGACUUUGGCGUUUCGGCACAAAUAACGGCAACAAUUAAUAAGAGAAAGUCUUUCAUUGGAACACCAUAUUGGAUGGCACCCGAGGUAGCUGCAGUCGAACGUAAAGGGGGUUACAAUCAGCUUUGUGAUAUUUGGGCGACGGGGAUAACUGCAAUAGAACUGGCGGAGUUGCAACCUCCAAUGUUUGAUUUGCAUCCAAUGAGGGCUUUAUUCUUGAUGUCGAAAAGUGGAUUCAAACCUCCGACUUUAAAAGACAAGGAAAAGUGGAGUCCUACUUUUCACAAUUUCGUAAAAGUGGCUUUAACAAAAAACCCAAAGAAGCGACCUACAGCAGAAAAAUUGUUGCAGCAUGCUUUUUUCCAAGGAGAUAUGCAUAGAAGACUGGCUUUAGAACUAUUGCAAAAAGUAAAUAAUCCUUCGCACAUGUUCACAGAUCUUGAACCAGAUGAGGAUGGGGCUGUGCCGAAUGUGCCACAGAGAAUCGCAUCACGACUGACAUCACGACCAAAACAGCAGAACGUUCACGUGAACGUGGACAUACAGCACAUAGACGAAUCAAACAAUACCAUACAAAAGACAGCAAAUGUGAUCGUUGAAGAUAAAGGACAGCCUUGGGAUCUAAUGGACAUUAUGAAUAACGUCACCAGUGUACACAAUUGCGUAGAACACCAAAAUCAAAAAUGCGGCAUCGGGACUGCUUUCGACUCUCUCAAUCGAGAAAAUGCUGAGAGAAAAGCUAUGACUGGGUCGCAAAUUUUGAAAAUGUCACUGAGGAGUCUCUUGCAGUACAUUGACGAAGAGUUAAUGAUGAGGGGAGCCUUCAAGUAUCACCCAACGGACUACGAACAACAGGCGACGCUUCCCGUGCAGGAUACGGACGCGACGGUGAAGUGCGACAUUCAUACAAUACCUUCUAGUCCCACGGCGGAGCCCGCAUUUAACGGUUCGCCCAGAAGACAUUCCUCGGUAGAUGAGAUCUUUGGUCUUGUAAAUUCGAUGAACAUAAACGGCCAACGGCAAAGGUCACUUAGCGAUAGCGGACGUGCGACUGAUAGAGAUAGGGAAGUUAACGGAACUGAACAAGAUACUAACAAUCACGAUACGAGUGCACCCGAUUUAGUUACUUGCCCCCCGGUGCCCCCUAGGAAGCAUCGUCGGAGACACACGCCCCCGCGACCUCCGAGUAACGGGUUGCCUCCAACCCCGAAAGUUCACAUGGGAGCGUGCUUUUCGAAGGUAUUCAAUGGUUGUCCUCUCAGAAUACACUGUACAGCGUCCUGGAUCAACCCGGAUACGCGAGAUCAACAUAUCCUUAUCGGUGCAGAGGAAGGCAUAUAUAAUUUGAAUCUGAAUGAGUUACACGAAACGUGCAUCGAUCAGCUGUACAACAGGAGGACUGUCUGGAUGUACGUUAUAAAAGACGUCCUUAUGACGCUGUCAGGGAAAACGCCGCAACUAUAUCGACACGAUCUCCUGGCGUUACAAAACAAACAGUCCCAUAGGUUUAGUCUGCACAUGAACCGGAUCCCCGAACGUCUGGUACCGAGAAAGUUUGCCUUAACCACGAGGGUUCCCGAUACCCGCGGCACCCAAAAAUGCUGCGUGGCGAGGAACCCUUACAACGGUUACAAAUAUCUGUGCGGUGCUACCUCGAACGGUAUUUUUCUCAUGCAGUGGUACGACCCGCUAAAUAAAUUUAUGCUCUUGAAGCAUGUGGAGUGCGUUUUGCCAAAUCCGCUGAACGUCUUCGAAAUGAUAAUAACGCCCGAAUUGGAAUACCCGAUGGUGUGCGUGUCUAUCAAGCAGAUGUAUCAGCCCAACAGGUUCAAGUUGGAUUUGAUAAACAUGAAUUCAGGUGCGAGCUGGUUCCAUUCGGACGAACUGCAGGAGAUGGACGGUACGGCCACGGUUAUCCCGCGUCGCGAGAACAUCGACGUAGUGAACGUCACCCAACUGGAUAAAGACUCGAUUUUGGUUUGUUACGACAAUGUGGUAAGGGUGGUUACGCCCCAAGGGAAACUUAAGAUGAACAAGAAACAGGUUUCGGAGCUGCGGUUCGAUUUUAGAAUUGAUAGUAUAAUAUGUCUUCCGGAUAGCGUGCUAGCUUUCCACAAGAACGGGAUGCAAGGCAGGUCUCUCAAAAAUGGGGAGAUCACCCAAGAAAUUACGGACACUUCGAGAACGUACAAAUUAUUAGGUUCGGAUAAAGUUGUGAUGUUAGAAAGUAAUUUACUGCGAACUGGAACGUUAACAAAUGACGAAGGUCAUGACUUAUAUAUUUUGGCAGGGCACGAAGCUAGUUAUUAAUAGAAUAAUGAAUUCGCUCGUCAUAAACUGAGUUUUCUGCUUUGCAUAGAAAGUUAGAAUCAAAACUUAACUUAUUAAUAGAAUAGACCUUUAGUUAAGUCAGGAAAGAAUACAGAAAUCGUGAUGUUUCUAGAAAGAGCGACUCUAAUAUGAAAUAAUAAUUAAUUAAUUAUACUUGACAUACCUCAAUUACAUUUCUCUAGGGAAUUAGAGAAGACGUACGUGUAUGUGUAUUUGAAAUAUUUUUAAAUACCGCAUUAAUGAAUUUUAGGAACAACAAGUACAUUGAAAUAUAUAGUAUAUUAUAUUUUCAUGAUUAAAGUAUAUAAUUCUAUUGAAAAUUUAAAAAAGUAAUUUUUCACAGUAAAAAUAUUUUAAAAAUGAAGAUUUUAUAUUUACGUCUAGAUAUCGUGUGUUUGUUUGCUUAGUUUCCGUUUACCUUUCGAAAAAAAAUCCCAUUUCACACCAAACCAUUUUAAUCGUUUCUGUAUAUUUUGCAACCCGUAUCCAUGUACUCGCGUCUAGUCAAAUCUUCCGAUACAUAUCCGAGAAGACAGUAGAUUACAUCAAGCAUACUUGUGAAAUGGAAUUUUAAGAUCAAAUCACGUUUACCGAGGAACAUAAUAAUUAACACAUUUUCUCUAAUUGCAUAAAACAUAAGUUAAUUGGGCAUAAUAGCGUUCCAAGUAUUUAAAUCGCUAUAGCAAUAAUUAGAAGUUACACUUCGAUAGUUUUCAUAUUUCUUAAAGACAAAUACCGUCACUAUCUUUUGGAAAUGGUGAAUUAUGUCUUGUGUUAUUAUAUGAUUGUCGUAAUUAAUAAACAUAAUUAAAAAGAAAAUAUUGAAAUUUAUCGUGCGGAAGCAAGUUCUAAGAUAUAUAUACAGCCUUGCUUAUUUCUUAAAAGACGCCCCCGAACGAAAUAUUUUCGUUUAAUUUUCUAUACCCUUGUGAUAUCUUCUUGCUUCGGUAAAGCCACUAACAGCCAAUAUGCUGUCGUUGACGUGACAUUUUUAGUCUCCCUACUUUUCACGUAUCCAGUAUAUAUUGUAAGAAUCCUAAAAUUUUGUGUUAAAUUAAAAAAAAAACAUUUAAACGUAAGAACAAAGAAAAAAAUUAAGUAAUAAAGUUUAUUUAUGUCACAAUGCAAUAUUUUCAUUUAAACGUGAAAAAAGAAGUCACGAAAAAAGCAAAUUCAUGAUUUUCUAAAAAUUGUGAGUUCUAUAUUAAAAUGCUUGUUUUUGAUUAAAUUUUUGAUUAAAUUAUAAUCAUUUAGACAUAUUUCAUUCGAAAAACAUUACCAAAGUCAUUUUUAUUCUAUUGUACUCCAAUAAAUUAAAAAAUAAUAAAAAAAAAUCUUAAACUAAGUCACAUAAAGUUCUUCUACACCAAAAGUCUAGGUAUACUAACGAUAUCUAACCUUACAGACAAGAUUCCUAAUUGUCGUUGUUUCUUGCAAUAUCGACAGUUACGAAUCUUUCCCGUGGAGUUAUCGAAGAACACUGACCUUAUUUGAUAAGAUUUUCUUGAGAAAAUGUUUGAAUUUGUUUGAAUCAGAUUAAUACCUUUGGUACUAGAGUAAAAAUAGAACAUGUUUUUUAAAAAUUACCAAAGUUAAUUAAUAUGAAAUUCAUACUAUUAUUAUACAGGG
Molecule: messenger RNA, 4538 nt
Organism: Anoplophora glabripennis (Asian longhorned beetle)
Lineage: Eukaryota; Metazoa; Arthropoda; Insecta; Coleoptera; Cerambycidae
Gene: hppy
Product: mitogen-activated protein kinase kinase kinase kinase 5
Exons: 21
Coding region: 114-2888 (924 amino acids)
Biological process (GO): protein phosphorylation
Molecular function (GO): MAP kinase kinase kinase kinase activity; ATP binding
Source: RefSeq, a predicted model, not a curated record